AUGUAUUCUCGCUCAGAAAACAAAAACCACCAAGUUUAUUCAACUUGUAAUUACGAAAGUACCCACGACGCCGAAAAUUGGUUAUUAAUCCCAUUUGUAGAAAGAGGAGAAGCCCAACGAUUUUAUUUACAUUUUAAUUUUACAAUUGUGAGGUGUGCGGCUGUUGAAGCUUUGAGAACUAGUGGGUGUAAAGAAACGUUGAAAUUAUAUGCUGCUCAGUUUAAUGAGUCUGAAGAGAGGGAAUUUGUUAAAAGGAAAAAUUGGUUUAAUGAAACUAAAUGGGAUUAUGUAGACACACUAGCUUCUCAUUCAACAACGGAUACUGCAAAUAAUAAUCAAAAUAAAAAUGAACUAGAAAGGGGAGGAAAUUUAGAAGAAGGAGGAAAUACUCUUAAAGACCACCAACAACAACAAUCAAAUAAUAAUCAACAACAAACAUAUACACAAACAAGCUCUUAUGAUGUUAAAAAGCGUUAUGUACAUUUUGCAUUGAGAAAUACUGGUGCUUGUUCUUCUAUACUUUCGGUUAAGAUUUACUACAAUGUUUGCCCAGAAUAUUUUUCUUCACUUCUACACCUUCCACGUACCGUUAGUUCUCGUGACCCCCACGGUGUUGUAAGCGUUCAGGGACGGUGUACUUCCAACUCCUCUCCCGUCGCCACAAUAAUUCAACAAAAUUCCAAAAAUUCUCAAAAACUCGAAAAAUUAGUUAGACGUCAAUUCCCAGCAUUACAACCCCCAACGGCUAUUUGUAAAGCUGAUGGAAGUUGGCAAUUGGUUGGUUCUUCUACAGAAUGUGUUUGUGAUCAAGGAUUUGUGGUAUCCAAAAUUAAUGGAAUGUGUACAGGUGGGGAAGAAAAUUUUUUUUGA
This is a messenger RNA of Meloidogyne enterolobii, 870 nucleotides long. The record is from the annotation of a GenBank genome assembly. Lineage: Eukaryota; Metazoa; Nematoda; Chromadorea; Rhabditida; Meloidogynidae.